AUGUCGGGGGCGGAGGUGAUCGCAGUCGUAGCCUGUGUGGCAGCCAUUGUCUCCGCCUACAAUGAUGGUAGCCGGAUCCUCACGGCCAUCCGAAGCAAAUGGCACGACCGCCGCCGACAAUUAGACCAGUCCACCAUGGAUCUGGAGUGGUCACUUGCCCGUGGCCCUCACGAUGUUUGGUCUCAAUAUCAUGCGCACCACCAAGAGCUCGGUCGUCGCUACGAGGAGGGCGACUCGAUCGCUCGUGAGCAGAUGAAAGAUAUCAUCAUCACUCUGCAAGGUGCUUUGUUAAGACACCUCCGAGAGGCACAGGAGAAAGGCGCCACUUUGGAUUUGAUGGCCUUGCAGAUCGAGUCGGAACAAGGGCGUGUCAGGACUCUGGUCGUGCUCAGGGAUUUGUACCAGCGACUGGCAAGGCCAUCACCUGUGCUUCCGUCCAUAUCAAUGUCUAUUGAUCCGAAUUAUCGGAAGACCUCGGCUGACGGUCGCACAAUUCCCAACUCGCCUGACGGCUUCUUUCCCGAGACACGGCACUCUCCUAGCGGGUAUCCUAUUUCACCGGGCGGAUAUAUCGAAAGCAUGUGUGCUUCGCCGACCUCGCCGAUGUCCCCAACCGACACACACGGACUACCGAGGAGAGGUGUUGAACCAUCUAGUCCACGAUCCAGCUUCAGCCUGCCUCGCCGGCGAUCAUCGGGCAUCGGGUCAGUGGUGAGUGACAUGUUCCAUUCCCGCUCAAGUCGCGGGAGCAUACCAUCAGUCCCGUCGUCAGUACCCGAAUCUGGCCUUUUCCCAUACGGAGCGAUGCAUACAGUACCGCCGACAGAGCCGAUACCUGACUUCGGCGUGCGACCACCAACCGAGCCGCGCAGACCCAAGUCGCUCUCAACCAUCCCACACGACGAGAUAUGGGGAAACCCGUGGCAACAUGAAUCCAUCCUGGAAUCCGACGAAGACCUCACCUUCCACCUCAAACACACCCAUCUCUCACCCGUCUCAUCCAUUCCCCGCCGCCAGUCCCUCCCACCCUCAAUCGCCUCAACAGACUCAACCCCCUCGAACCCAUCCACAAAUAGCGACCCAGCGAGAGCAACACGUCCCCUCUGGCCACCCAGCAAAGCAAACAACUACCUCGGCUUCUGCAAAGGCGCCUGGAAAGUCCACACUGGCUUCGCCGGAUUCAAAAUCCACUCAGAGCCCGGCUCAGGCUACUACACACAGCGGUCAUGGCUGCGCUGCAAGGAAUGUGCCUUCGAAGCCCCAAUGGCCAAAUCAUCAAGCAGCAAUCCGCUCUUCGACACGAGCGUUAGAAUUCACAAACCAACCGGUAUCCGCUACCGCUCGGAAUUUCUGGCGAAAUCGCAUGUUCCUUGUAAACGCGAUGCGGCGGCGUCCUUUUCGCCGACAACGCCGCGUGGCGCCUUCUGUUGUGCUUUUUGUUGUGCGUCUUAUCAGGGGUCCACGCAGGUUUAUGGGAAUCUUGAUACGUUCAUGGCGCAUUUAGCGCAGAGUCACUGGGCUGUUGAGAGAGAUACACUUGCACUUUUGUCGAGUACACGGUGCGUAGUUGGUCGGGUGGCGGGUGAUUCGGAGUAUUUCGAUGUCAAUAUAUUGCCGAGAUGA
Penicillium soppii is the source of this 1623-nucleotide messenger RNA. RefSeq lists its product as uncharacterized. Bases 1 to 1623 code for a protein of 540 amino acids. NCBI's taxonomy places the organism in Eukaryota, Fungi, Ascomycota, Eurotiomycetes, Eurotiales, Aspergillaceae. The record is from RefSeq and is a predicted model, not a curated record. The transcript is spliced from 2 exons.